AGUCGGAUUUUAACUAAAACGAAAAUGGGAUUUGAACGUUAUUCCCUUUAUAAAUCCCAAUGGAAAUAAUCUUACCCGUCCAUAAGAUGGAGGAUUCGUUGUCGAUCACCAACCCCGUCAUUAGAAUCAUUUUUAAUCUCUGUUCUCUCAGUCGAACCAAAAACUGUUGAAUCAAAAAAUAAGAAGAGAAAAAGAAGAAGAAGAAGAAGAAGAAGAAGAUAAGAGGGAGAGAGAGAGAAAGAGAGAGAGAGAGAGAUGGAGGAUUUUGCAUGGAAUUGUAAGCGCAGAGAUGAAGGAAUUGAAGCCAUUGAAUCUUCGAUCACAAGCUUCUCAAAGAAAAUGAAAAUUGAUUUCGAUUUUAGUUUUCAAGAAUUGAGUUUACCUUCACUGAGUUUUGAGCUUCAAGACCACCGUUUCUUUACCUUAUCCCCGGAUAAGACCAUUUCACCCGGCACCGGCGUUUUCCUCGCCGACGAUUUAUGCACCGGCGACUCUACAUCUUCUCGUUGCUCGAACGGUGAAUCCAGCUUGGUGGUGAAGGAUGACUUGAGAUUUACGGAUCUGGAGGCCAAGAGUUUUGAAACCGAAAGCUCAAAUUGCAUUGACAACAAAUUCAGAGAGACCACUCCUUCAAGCGAGUUUUACGUAGACAGCGGCGACAUGGACCCAAAGGCGGCGGUUGAAGGAAAGACUUGCCGGAAAAAUUUUCCGGUUGUAAAGACUGAGAUGCCGACUCAGGCGGAGAUCGAUGAGUUCUUUGCGGCAGCAGAGAAGGAGGAGCAAAAACGAUUCGCAGAGAAGUACAACUACGAUAUAGCGAAGGAUGUGCCACUGGAAGGAGGUCGAUAUCAGUGGCUUUGUUUGAAGCCAUAGCAAGAAAGAGGAAGGGAGAUUUGCUAAGUUAACCCGAGGUAGCAUCUAGCGUGCAUGAGAUCACUUUGCCUAAAGGGUGUUUGCUAUUGUAGGAGUGUACAGCUUUUUAAUUUCUCUAAAGUCUACAUAAGAAACCUCUAUGUUAUUCUCUUUGUAGUUUGUGGACAAAGAAGUUUUCUGAAUUCAUAAAGUUUAAAAUUUUAAAAAAAA
Molecule: messenger RNA, 1083 nt
Organism: Hevea brasiliensis (rubber tree)
Lineage: Eukaryota; Viridiplantae; Streptophyta; Magnoliopsida; Malpighiales; Euphorbiaceae
Product: cyclin-dependent kinase inhibitor 7
Exons: 4
Coding region: 256-873 (205 amino acids)
Biological process (GO): negative regulation of cyclin-dependent protein serine/threonine kinase activity
Cellular component (GO): nucleus
Molecular function (GO): cyclin-dependent protein serine/threonine kinase inhibitor activity
Source: RefSeq, a predicted model, not a curated record